This is a messenger RNA of Aspergillus melleus, 1215 nucleotides long. RefSeq lists its product as uncharacterized. The coding region runs from base 1 to 1215 and encodes 404 amino acids. The transcript has 2 exons. NCBI's taxonomy places the organism in Eukaryota, Fungi, Ascomycota, Eurotiomycetes, Eurotiales, Aspergillaceae. The record is from RefSeq and is a predicted model, not a curated record. Gene Ontology annotation, molecular function: phosphatidylcholine lysophospholipase A1 activity.
AUGGCUUCGAAACCUCUUUUCGCGUCUCUUGUUCUACUUUGUUGCCUCCUCUUCCUCAACGUGCAGAGUGCGAUGAUUCCUCAAAAAAAUGGUCGCGUGGGCAUUAAUAUGUCCUCUGAUGGUUAUUCAUGGGCCAAAAGAAACGACAAAGACACUCGGUACAAACUGCGAGUUCUCUCUCUCGGCGCCUCCAUCACCUGGGGUCAGAACUCUGCUUCGGGAAAUGGUUACCGGAAACCCUUGCGGGAUCGUCUUCAAUGGCAAGGCAAUGAAAUCAAUAUGGUUGGGACUAAAAAACAUGGAAACAUGAGGGACAAUGACGUCGAGGCCACCCCCGGCGACACUAUUGACCAAGUGAAAGCAGCAGCGCAAAGAUCCCUGCACUUCAAGCCGAACAUCGUCUUGAUCAACGCCGGGACCAACGACUGCGCCAAAAAUAUUGAUAUCCCAAACGCUGGCCGACGCAUGCGCUCGCUCAUUGAGAGUAUUGUGCAUAGCAAAGGAAUGAGCAAGACAGUCAUCGUCCUGUCAACACUCCUCUUUUCGAAGGAUAACGUAAUUGAGAAAAACCGCAUCGAAGCCAACCGGCAAUUCCGAGAGUUGGUCCUCGCUAUGAAGAAAGAAGGUGUCUCGAUCUACCUCGCCGAUAUGGAUCCUCUCAAGCCUUCCCCGGGAAACGGUUGGAUCAGGUAUCCCGAGGACUACAAAAAUGGAAACAACCCACCUGAUCCUUCGCAUCCCAGCGAGGCCGGUUACAAGAAGAUGGCGGAGAUAUGGUUCAGAGCCAUUGAAGCCGCGGCGAAGGAGCAAAAGAUUCCUGACGUAGGACCGUGGGCUGGAAUAUGUGAGAAAAGCCGAUAUAAUGGCGUUGACGCGGGCGGGUUGACGCAGCGAGGCAGCGGCCAGGACGACGGAAUCUACUAUCACGACGCCGAGUCAAUAGGGGAGGUGCUGGCAUUGGCCGGCGGGGAACCGGCUAAGGAAAGAGAUGAGACGUUCUUUGCGAGGCUGUUUUCGCCGCAAAGAAGUGAUAUGUUGAGGAUGACCCAGGAUGAGAUGGACCCUUCUAGGACUGUGUAUACGAUUUGGCAGAACAAGGGGCCGGGGAUUAAGAGAGCAAAUGAGACAUUCAAUUUUCACAAAGACCAAUUGGAUGUUAAUAGUAACUGUGGCUCAGCUGGUGUGAACUUCCGCGACCUCAAUGGUGAGUCUUAA